CAGAAUUCACAUGAAUUCACAUGAAACUUAAUAGCAGUUAAGCAGGAUGUUAGUAAAAUAGAAACUUGUUUAAUUGAACAACAAAUGGAAUUAACAAUAAAUCGUGAUUUAUACGGAUUUUCAUGCACUUAAGGUUGGCCGUUUUUGCUAUUCUGGCGGGCCUUAAACAUAGCGGGAAUGAUGGAACUUCCGGCGAUCCUGAUUGCCUUGCAGAAACUGCUCGGUACAACGAAUCCGGGUGGAGUAACAUAGUCGGUCGUGGCAUUAAAACCAUUGUGGUGUCAAAGGUAAUCAUAACUCAGAGCAACUGACCAAAUGCAAGAUGCGUUGUGUGUAAACAAUAAUGAAUACUAUACGGAUAGUUCUAGCUACUCUUGGGUUGAUUAUCAUUUUGAUAAUUUAUUUUUGUUUAUUUUUGAUCACUGUCAAUUUUACCCCAUCAAGAAACAGUAACAUUAAAAAUGAGGAUUGUUGCAUUGAUGCAAUUAUAAAAAGUGAUAUUUCAUUAUGUAACAAAAGCUUAGAAAUACAUUCGGUGACGGAAGCCGUUGAUUGCUUUCAAGCAUUUAUGUUCACAAAGAUGAACAUAACAUGGAGGAAAUUGGAACACAAGUACAGCACAACAAAAAAAUGUACAUUUAACGGAACAUAUGAAAAAUGUCCAUGGAUAUGCAAUAACUGUACCUUUGUUACAAUGAAAAAUAUAAUGGGACGUACUGGCAAUCAAAUGUUCCAGGUUGCUUCGUUAUUAGGAAUUGCACAAAAACGUGGACUUAUCCCGAUUAUACCAUCUACAAUUCCAAUAAAUAAAUGGUUUAACUUGCCAACUUCAAUUGAGGUUUCAAAAUAUAUUCACCAAUCUGAAAUGAAGGAACAAGGUUUUGGGAAGUAUCUUAAUGAAAUUGAAGAUAUCGACGACAAUAUGAACUGGACUAUUUCAGGCUACUUACAAUCAUUUCGUUAUUUUAAUUCUUCAGACGAUAUAAUUCACGAAUUGUUUACGAUGAAGUUUGAAAGACGAAAGCGUGCGGAAGAUCUAUUACGGUCAAUUUCACCAUACGACGAAGUUGUAUGUAUGCAUGUACGAAGAGGAGAUCUAUUAAAGAAGAAACACAUCAACCUUGGGUACAACCCAAUUGAUUAUACGUUCAUAAAUGUUUCCAUGAACUAUUUUCUACAUACAUUUAAAAAUAUCACCUUUGUUAUUUUGUCCGACGAUAUGUCGUGGUGUAAGGAAUCUAUUAAAGGUGAGAACGUUGUUUUCAGCCCAUUUAAGGAAGCGAUAGACGAUUUUGCAUUAUUGAUGUCGUGCAAAAAUGUUGUUAUAACUUCUGGAACAUUUGGUUGGUGGGGAGCUUAUUUAUCUGGUGGAAAGGUUGUUUAUCACAAUGGAUUUCCGGCUAAAGGCAGCUGGUUGGACCAUAGAAUAAAAAGAGACGAUUAUUAUUUAACGGAAUGGACUGGUCUUGGCGAAGAUUAAACCAUUUGAAACUGAUCAAUGAAAUACCACUCAUUUUGGGUCGAAGACACAUUUCUGUUCGAGGAAUCAUAUUUAAAAUACCCCUGAUUACAAAAAAACUGUAAACCAUGUAUAUUUACAGUUUCAUAUAUCCAGUGUUUGCAUCUUUUUUUUAUUCUUUGUAAUGUUGUUUAUUAGUAUUUGUUUUCGAUUUCAAACGCAGUGGGAUAUACAAAGGCCUUUCAUCACAUGGUUUAAUUGCUCUAAAAUAUCUUAUAAAUAAUAUUGUUGUGCACUCGAUGCGGUUUGUGUAUGGCGAAAUCCUCUAAGUGAAUAACCCUGUUGUUCAAAUAUGAUUUUGACAUAUUUCACCAGAAUAUAUCAAAUACAUAUAAAAAAGAGGAUAACUAUUUUUUUCCAUAUUGACAUCGGUACAGUUUUUAGUGUAUUAAUGUGCCAAAAAAAGAAUAUCUCAAUACAAAUGUAUUCGAUACAAUUUUAACAAUUAUUCCGCAAGUCACAGGUCACAGCACAAGAUCACGUGUGUGUAAACAAUCGCCACGCUCAAUGGAUUUUAUUUAUACUGGUAUUAAAAAACAAGUGUUUAAAAUUCAGACCACAGAGAUAAUGCACAUUUGUUGUAGUUUAGAUGGUGUCAAUCACUACAGUAAUCAUAUCAGCUGUAGUUGCAUUCUGCACUUUUUCAGCAGUAACGGGUGGGGUAAGUGUACAUGAAAAUUGUAGGGACGAUUUCCUUUAUUAAUAUGCAGAGUGAUGGAACCUUCUUGGUAAGUGAUGGUUUUUUUGCGGACUAUUAAUGAGAUUUUGUAGCACUGUUUGUACUUUCCUUCAGAAUAGAAAAGAAUUCUGUGUUUGCGGUCAACUGACUGUAGAUAAAUAUCCGAGUAAAGCAAAAUUAACACGGCACCUUGUUUUCCAUUUGUAUGCAAGCGGUAGUGCGAUGCA
Molecule: messenger RNA, 2425 nt
Organism: Mya arenaria
Lineage: Eukaryota; Metazoa; Mollusca; Bivalvia; Myida; Myidae
Product: galactoside alpha-(1,2)-fucosyltransferase 2-like
Exons: 4
Coding region: 344-1480 (378 amino acids)
Biological process (GO): carbohydrate metabolic process
Cellular component (GO): membrane
Molecular function (GO): galactoside 2-alpha-L-fucosyltransferase activity
Source: RefSeq, a predicted model, not a curated record